Molecule: messenger RNA, 1289 nt
Organism: Amaranthus tricolor (Joseph's coat)
Lineage: Eukaryota; Viridiplantae; Streptophyta; Magnoliopsida; Caryophyllales; Amaranthaceae
Product: tRNase Z TRZ2, chloroplastic
Exons: 8
Coding region: 70-1143 (357 amino acids)
Source: RefSeq, a predicted model, not a curated record
UGGGAAAGAUUAUACCUUUUGACACAGAAAACCCUCCAAAUCUAGUUUUCCUCAACAGCUAAGAGAAAAAUGCAAGUCUUUCUCACAUCUUCAACACCUAAUAACCCACCUUAUCUUCACACUUUUAAUGACCCAAUUCUGCAUUCAUGUCCAUCAUUUCCACCCCCCAAUCUCUCGUUCAAUAGCAAUGUAAAAUCGAGUCGUUUAGAAGCCAUUAAAGGGUCUGGCAUAUUCUCUGCAAUUGGAAAAGCAAUUGAAGAAGAAGAGUACAGAAAAGCAAGAGCUGAAGUUCAAAGAAAAGGGUUUGAAAUUGAUGGGUAUUCAAUUGAGGGUAUUUCUGUUGGUGGGCAUGAAACUUGUGUUAUUGUUCCUGAAUUGAAGUGUGUUUUUGAUAUUGGGAGGUGCCCUUUGCGUGCUGUUCAUCAAAAUUUUGUCUUUAUUACUCAUGCUCAUCUUGAUCAUAUUGGAGGAUUACCAAUGUAUGUAGCAACUCGUGCUCUAUAUAGCCUGAAACCACCAACUAUCGUCGUGCCACCCUGCAUUAAAGAGGAUGUAGAGAAGUUAUUCGACAUUCAUAGAUCCAUGGGUCAAGUGGAACUUGAUUUUGAUUUGGUAGCACUUGAUAUUGGGGAAACUUAUGAACUAAGGAACAACCUUGUUGUGAGACCAUUCAAGACUUAUCAUGUUAUACCCAGUCAGGGAUAUGUUAUAUAUUCUAUUAGAAAUAAGUUGAAGAAGCAAUACAUUCAUUUGAAAGGAAAACAAAUCGAGAAACUAAAAAAUUCUGGUGUCGAGAUCACAGACAUGAUAUUAUCUCCCGAGGUUGCAUUCACGGGAGACACAACGUCAGAUUUUUUGCUAGAACCACGUAAUGCCGAUGCACUGCGGGCAAAACUUCUUAUAACCGAGGCAACUUUUCUCGAUGAUAGAUUUAGCAUUGAAGAUGCUCGCGAGCGCGGUCAUACUCACUUAUUUGAGCUCAUUGAACUUGCUCAGUGGAUACGAAACAAAACUGUUUUGCUUACGCAUUUCUCUUCCCGCUACCAUCUUGAGGACAUCCGUCAAGCGGUAUCGAAGUUACAGGCAAAGGUAUCUGCAAAAGUAGUCCCCCUUACAGAAGGCUUCAAGUCCAUGUACUCAUAGACUUAGACUGAGAUUUUGUUAAACUUUUAGGCUAAUGUAAUUAUUCUUGUUGUACUCUUAGAUUCAAAGAUAAAAUCCAAUAUCCAUGUUCAACCUAACUUUUAAACAUUACUUAAAAUGAUAUUAAUUCGAGAAUUUAUCAUGAA